Messenger RNA from Penicillium oxalicum, 762 nucleotides. Its product is annotated as putative extracellular SCP domain protein Pry1. Lineage: Eukaryota; Fungi; Ascomycota; Eurotiomycetes; Eurotiales; Aspergillaceae. Bases 1 to 762 code for a protein of 253 amino acids. The transcript has 2 exons. Gene Ontology annotation, cellular component: extracellular region. The record is from RefSeq and is a predicted model, not a curated record.
AUGGCCGAAGUCAACACCGUCACCGUCUACAACACAGUGCAACGGACGACAGUUGCGGAGGCGACCCCGACGGCCCCGAAGCCCGCAUCCUAUACAUCGCUCGAGGUCUUCCAUGACACGAUGCUGCGAGUGACCAAUGAUUUUCGAAAAUUGCAUGAAGCGAAACCUUUGACUUGGAAUGAUGAACUGGCGGAAUACUCUCGCAAGUGGGCGGAAGGUUGCUUGUGGAAACACUCGGAUGGGCCCUAUGGCGAGAAUCUGGCAUUUGGCUAUCCGAAUGCUUCAGCUGCGGUGGAUGCAUGGGCCGAUGAGGUCAAAUACUACAAUUUUAAGAAGCCCACGGGUUUCACCGAGGAGACCGGCCACUUCACGCAGCUCGUGUGGCAGUCUACCACGGAGGUGGGAUGCGCAGCCGUCAAUUGCGGAUAUGGCAAGGACAAGAGAUCUGUUCAGAGGGGUAAGAUCGAUAGUCGGGCAGAGCGACUCCUGCCGCGAGACGAUGAGGGUGAUACGCGGGCGCAAGGGUGGUUCGUAGUGUGUGAAUACAAACCCCCGGGCAACAUUGUGGGCGAGGACGACAAAUACUUCAAGGAAAAUGUCAAGCCAGCGAAUCAGUCGUCGGCAAGCGCAUCAACAACUGCUUCCGACAGCCAAGCUACAGGUGGCACUAUGGCAAAGGCUGCAGGGAGCCCGAGAUCCUGGAUUUGGACUACGUUGGUGGCUUGGACUGUAAUCGUCGUGGGGAUGAGCCUCUACAGCUGA